Messenger RNA from Closterium sp. Naga37s-1, 9534 nucleotides. Lineage: Eukaryota; Viridiplantae; Streptophyta; Zygnematophyceae; Desmidiales; Closteriaceae. The record is from the annotation of a GenBank genome assembly.
AUGCCGUAUCCACAAUCUUCCGGCCCCGUGCACAUGACGCCGCAAGCGGCGCAGAGUCAGAUAGUGUGUACAGGAUGCCGCACGCUACUCGUGUAUCCUAAUAACGCGUCCAACGUGCGCUGCGCGCUGUGUAGCACCAUCACGCCCGUCCCACCCGCUGGCACGGAGAUGGCGCAGCUGGUGUGUGGCGGCUGUCGGACUCUGCUCAUGUAUGUGCGGGGAGCCACCAGCGUGCAGUGCUCCUGCUGCCACACUGUCAACCUCUCCAUGGAAUCAAGUCAAGUGGCACACGUGAACUGCGGCGGAUGUGGCAUGACGCUCAUGUAUGCGUAUGGGGCUCAAAGCGUCAAGUGCGCCGUCUGCCAGUUCGUCACCCAAGUUGGUUCGUCUCUGCGCCCUCUGCCGGUGCAACAAAGGCAGUACGCCCCGCCGCCCACACAGCCGGCACAGGUGGCGCCCGCACAGAGCACCACCAGCAGCCGCACAGUGGUGGUGGAGAACCCUAUGACAAUGGAUGAUACCGGCAAGCUGGUAUCCACUCUUUCUCUUCAGCUGUAUCAAAUGUUGCAGUUGGGAUCUCCAGUGACAAAAAAAGCUGAUGCUUUUGAUUCAUGCCAAUGGAUGGCGCAGCAGCAGCAGCAGCGCCCCGCCACCCCCCACCGGCUCACGUGGAGCGAUCAAGUGGUUGCGCUUGAAGGGGACGCGGGAGGGGAACAAAACGCGGAGAGCGGGGGCGCGGGGGGCGCAGACGGCGAGCGCGGGGCUGGCAUCGGGGGAGGCGGUAUGGGAGGCGGAACCGGGGGAAAGACGGCAGUGUGGGGGCUGUCGAAGCAGGACGCACUGAAGGCGAUUCUGGGGGAACACGGCGCGGAGGCGUUCGGAAUGGGGGGAGGAGCAGGGGGGAAGAACGAAGGGCGUGAUAGCGGUAGGGCGGACAACGAGGUGGUGGUUUCCGAUGGCGCGGGCGGCAUGGGCGCAGCAGAAGGCGGGAAAGGGGGGGACUGGCGGGGAAACGGUAGUGGUCGCGGGCUGGUCGACAGGCGCAAUGACGUGGACGAUGAUGACGUGGACAGCGAGGACGAUGACACGGACGACGACGAGGACGGGGGCGGCAAGGGUCGGCGGCGGCGGCGGCGGGGAGGGGGUGGGGGGCGGCAGGGCGGCUUCCGGUCGCACGGCAUGUGGUCGGAGCGCCUGCACUCCGACGGAGACGACUCGUUCGACGACGCGGAUGAUGACAAUAGCAGCGGCAGCGGCGGCGGCGGAGGGCGGGGCGGGGGCGGCGGGGGCAUGUCCGGGGGGGGCGCGCGGCAGCGCGACCGGGUGUGGCCGCUGCAGCUGCACAUGCGCGAGUCGUCGCUGCUGGCGCAGUUGAUUCUCGUGCUGCUGCUCGGCGCGCUGCUCUUCGGCGUUGGCGUGGCGACGAACGCGGUGUUCUGGAUGGGCGCGUCCGUGCCCGCGCCCAUCUGGUUCCCCGCCGGCUUCGCGCUCUUCGCCGUCACGGUACGCGCGCGCGCGCGCCACGCGCAACAACACACGCAGGCUCCUGGAUCGCCCGCCAGUGAUUCACUUGAUUCACUCAUGCCUCUUCAUCCAUGCCCUCCCCUCAUACUAACCCACCAUGCCUUUAUCACUUACUCCCCCCCCCCCCCCCUUCACCCCUUCGCCCUUCGCCCCCCCUUACUCCCCUUUCACCCACCCCGCCUGUCCCCUCCUCCGCCCCUUCCUCCCCCGUCAACCCCUCCGCCCCGCGCGCCCCCCUUCCCCCACGCGCAGGCGGCGGGGCAUCGCGUGUUCAUUGGCAACUUCCUCGGCUAUCUCGCGUUCGCGUUUUAUUUCCGCCUCGUGCGCCUCUCCAUGCCCGCGUCCGCCGCGUCCGCCACCGGCGCGCUGCUCGACGCGCUCUGCGCCACGCUCGGCACGCACGCGCUCGCGCUCGUCCUCGCGCGCAUCUUCCGCGCGCACCGCCGCCACCGCACGCCCCUCGACUGCACCCCCAACGUCUUCCGCUUCUGCUCGCUCGUCCUCCUCGUCCCCCUCCUCUUCCAAGGCCUCCAAACGCUCUUCUCCGCGCUCGCGCAAGCGGAUCCCCCGCCUCCCCCGGACAGCCGCGUGCAGUCCUGGCUGUUCCGCGCCGUCGCGGACGGAAUCGGCGUGCUCGUCGUUGUCCCCCUCUUCGUCCAGAUUUCCGUGACCUCCGCGGGGAGAGGAUCGGACACGUGGCAGCGGAACCAGUGGGAGCAGCAGCGCGUGCAGCAGCAGCAGGUGCGGUGGUGGCUACCCUGGUGCCUCCCGCCCUGCGUGGACUAUUUAAUCCAGUCCUGGCGCAUGAUCGCGUUUGUCGCGCUCAAUGCGGGCGUGUGCGCGGUGCUCUUCGGGGGAUUCGCGCCAGAGUCGUUCACUAUAUCCCUCAUGUACACGCUGUUCCCCGGGAUCGCGUGGGCGGCGUUUCAGUACAAUCGGCGCGGAGUGAACCUCGUCGCGCUGCUGCUCGCGCUCCUGGGGGGAGUCACCGCCGCGCAUGGGCGCGGACCGCUGGCGCGCGCGGAUGCCGUGGACACAAUGGUGCAGGUGCAACUAUUCGCAGCAGUGGAGGCCAUGGCAGCGCUGGCCCUAGCAGCAGCGGUGCGGGACACGAAGCGGCUGCGAAGGGAGCUGCGGCUGCUGAACGCGUCGCUGGAGGAGGAGGUGGUGCGGCGCACGCAGGAGAUCCGGCGGUACAACGAGCAGCUGCAGAUGAGCCAGCAGCACGCCGAGGAGGCCAGCCGCGCCAAGACGGAAUUUCUCGCCAAUAUGAGCCACGAGAUUCGCACGCCCAUCCACGGCAUCAUCGGCAUGACAGCUCUAGCACUCGACGCCCUCGAGUCCAUCCACUCCUCCCCCACCGCAUGGGGCGCAGCCGACCAGCACCAGCAGCAGCACGACGAGUAUGAGGAGCAGCAGGGGCAGGGCGAGGUGGUGGCGGAGGUGAGGGAGCACCUGAUGAUCGUGGCGCAGUCCGCGGAGUGUCUGCUGGGCAUCGCCAACACCGUGCUGGACCUGGCGCGCAUCGAGGCGGGGCAGCUGGAGCUGCUCAAAGUGCCGUUCGCGAUUAGGGAUGUCGUGGUCAGCACCAUGAAGAUGCUGCAGGUGCGCGCGGUGCAGAAGCAGCUGGACUUCUCAUGGGAGGUGGACGAGGACGUGCCCGUGGAGCUGCUGUGGAGUGUGCUGCUGCACCCAAUCCUUCUGCUUCCCCCAAUUUCCCACUCCCCUUUCCCCCGUGCCCCCCACCAGGUGCGCGCGGUGCAGAAGCAGCUGGACUUCUCAUGGGAGGUGGACGAGGACGUGCCCGUGGAGCUAUUAGGCGAUGCUGCACGCCUGCAGCAGAUCAUCAUCAACCUCGGUGCGUGCUGCCGCUCGCUCUUUCGUCCCCUCUUCCGCCCACUCUUCCGCCCGCCCCCUUGCUCCCAUGCUCACCCACCCGCUUGUCCCCACCCUUGCUUGCUCGCCUGCUCGCCCUCAGCGGGCUCCGUGUCGCUCACCAUCCGCCUCUUUGCCCUUCUUCCCCGCUCGCCUCCCCAUACUUCCCCAUCUUCUCCACCUCCACUCCUCUCCACUCCCCCUCCUCCCUCAUGCUUCCCCCCUACCCCCCCAACCCCCCCUCCUCCUCCCCUCUCCCACCUCAUCUCACCCCUUCCCCUCCUCUUCCAUUUGGUCCCCUGUCCAACCCCCUCCGGCUCCUUCUCCCCUCCCCCGCCAGUCGGCAAUGCCAUCAAGUUCACGUCAGCGGGGUCCUUCACGUCAGCAGGGUCCGUGUCACUCACCAUCCGCCUCUUUGCUCGCCCGCGCCGCCAGAAGGCCUACACAACGUGCUUUGCUCCACGCCCCCAGCGCCACGCCACGCUCUCCUUUGCCGCCCCUAGCUUUGCCGUUGGCGGGGGAGGUGGGGGCGUGGGUGCUGCUGCUGCUGCUGCUGCCGCUGCUGCUGCUGGUUCUGGUGGUGGAAUUUCCAGUGCAGGAGCAGGAUCAGACGGGACAGGGGUUGGUGGGGCAGCUGCUGCUGCUGGUUCUGCCGAUGCUGCUGCUGCUGCCGAUGAUGCGGGUGGGGCUGGCGGCGGUGGGGGUGGGAAGAGCAGGCACACACGCACAUCAUCGGGUACUGACUGGAAUGCCUCGGGUCUGUCUCGCUUAUUCAUGUCCACGCCCUUCCAGCGCCCCCCCAACGCCACGCCUGGGCCACCCACUGCUCCUGUUGCUUCUGCUGCUGCCCGUGCUGGUGUUGCUGCUGGUGAUGGUGCUGGUGGUGGUGAGGUUGUGGGAGGGAGUGAGGGCGGACGGGCAAAUGCGCUUGAAUUGGCUGUUGCUGCUGCAGCAGCAGCAGGAAUGGAAAAGGAAACUGGUAAGGAGGGGCCAGCAGGAGGGGAGGCAGCAGCAGCAGCAGCAGCGGCGGCAGCAGCAGCCCCUGCUGCUGCUGCUGCUGCUAGCAGUACUGGUGCAGGCGGCAGGUUCAGAGGCAUCAGCUUAGCCCUAUCAAAUCUAUCCGAGAGUUUCAACUCUACCAGACUCACAGGGAUACAAUCGGCAGGUGUUUUCGCCGACACUCCUGCUGCCCCCACCACUGCCACUCCUGCUUCUUCCUCCUCCGCUGCUGCUGCUGCUGCUGCUUCUGCUGCACGUCGGCCCCUCCCCACCCCCCGCACCCCUGCCACGCCCGCCGUCCCAAGCACACCCAUGGCUACUCCUCAAUCGGCCCGUGCCGCUGCUCGCCUGCCCCCCUUGUCCUCUCUGUACCGGGAGGAGGAGGAGGAGGAGGAGGAGGAGGAGGAAGAGGAGGAGGAGGAGGAGGAGGAGGAGGAGGAGGAGGUAGUGAGAUUCGGCCCACUCGCAUGGCCUCUACCUCUGGCUCUGUCUCUGCCUCUGCUUCUUCCUCCCUUCGAUGGGCCAUCCCUAUGUGCUGCUGCUGCUGCGGCGGCGGCGGCGACAGUGGAGGGUGGGAAUGUGGGGCCAGGAGGUGCAGCAGCAGCAGCAGCAGUAGGAGCAGGAGCAGGAGCAGCGGCAGGCGGUAAGCGGUUGGGCAGAGCAGGUGGAGGGUCAGCAGGGCCUAUUAGCUUCGCUUCCUGGUGGCCUCUUGUCACCUCGUCUUCUGCUUCUUCUUCUGCUGCUGCUGCUGUUGGCACUGCUGCUGCCGGCACUUCAUCAUCCAGUGGUGGUGCUGCUGGCGCAACAGCAGGCGGGCAGAGCAGUGGAAUGGAUUUAGAGAUGGGAAUGGGCUCACAGCAGCUGCAGCAGCAGCAGCAGCAGCAGCAAGAACAGCAACAGCACAUUCAGCAGCAGCAGGCACAACAACCCGCCCCGUUCGCCCGCAGCAGCAGCUCCAACGCGCUAGACACAUGGGCCUCCUCGUCCCUCGCCUUCCCUUCCCCUCCCGCAACCUCCUCCUCUGCGUCCUCCACCUUCCUCCCCUCCCAACCCCUCCUCCCCUCUGGCACGUCUUCCUCCUCGCCUCGCUUCCUCCCUCUCUCCUCCGGUGUGGCUGCUGGCCCUCUCCCUUCGCACUUCUCUCCCUCCCCUGCUGCCUCCGUUGCUUCUGCUGCUGCUGCUGCUGCGGGUUUGGCUGGGACUGCUGGGGGUACGGCCGGGGAUUGGGGUAAGGAGAGGCGAGGGCGGAGUGGGGGGAAGGGAGGAAUGGCGGGGUUGUUGCGUAGUAGCGGAGGCAGUGGGAGUGUGGCGGGAUUGUUAAAGGAGGAGGAGCGGCAGAGGCGGAAGGUGAGGCGGAGCGCUAUGAGCGAUGGAGGAGAGCUGUUAAGUAUUGUUGCUGAUGAGAUUGGUCAGGAGGAGGAGACCACUGGGAGGGGAGGCGAGGGGGGUGUGGGGAGGGUGAGGAGCAUGAGGAGUGGAGCAGCAGCAGCAGGGGGAGCCGCUGGUGGGCUGGUGGGAGCAGUAGGAGCAGGAGGAGCAGGAGGAGCAGCGGCAGGAGGCGCGUCAGCAGGAUCUGGGCCUAGUGGGGAGGGAGAAGGGGAGAGGGGAGGCGGGGAGGGAGGAGGGGGGAAAGGGGGAGGAAGGGGAAGUGGUGGAGCAACAGCAGGGGGAGGUGGAGGUACCUGGCUGUCUGGUGCGAAGGGAAUGUGGAGUGUGAGUUCUAGCGCAGGGGGAGGCAGCAGCGGCGGCGGCGGCGGCGGGGGUGGUGGUGUUGGUGUUGGUGGUGGUGGUGCUGCUGCUGCUGCUGGUGGUGCUAGCAGUGGUGGUGGUGGUGGUGGUGUUGGCAGCAGCAGCGGCGGUGGUGGUGGUGGUGGCGGUGGUGGUAAGGGAAGCAGCAAGGGCGGGGUAAACGAGAGGUGGGUGAUCUCUAGAACGCACUCACUAGAUACAGCCAAGGUGAGGCGCGGACUUAAGGGAAUGGAUCUGAUCGGUAAUGUGGGAGUCUCUGUGGACACAGGGGGAGGUUCAGGUGGGAGAGCAGGAGCAGCAGCAGGAGGGGGAGGGGGAGGAGGAGGAGGAGCAGGAGCAGGAGCAGGAGGAGCAGGAGGAGGAGCAGGAGCUGGAGCAGGCGGAGGAGGGGGAGGAGGGGGAGGAGGGGGAGGAGGGGGAAGAGGAGGGUUAGGAGGAGUGGCGGGAAGUGGCGUGGGAGGGAGAGACAGCGAGGGAACGGAAGACGUGUGGCUGGUGGUGUGUGUGAGUGACACAGGCGUAGGUAUCAGCACAGACCAACAGGAGAAGAUAUUCGAGAACUUUGUACAAGCAGACACGUCGCACACGCGCGUGUACGGAGGGAUAGGGCUGGGGCUUAGUAUAGUGCGCAGCAUGGUGCACAUGAUGGGGGGGAAGGUGUGGGUGGAGAGCGAGUUGGGUACUGGCUCGUCCUUCUUCUUUACUGCUCGCUUCGCCAAGCCCAAACGCCAGCCUGUGAGGCCAGAGGGUGGGGGCGGCGUGGGGUGGGCGAGGGGGGACGGGUCUCCUUUGCAGCAGCAGCUGCGGCAGCUGGGUAUUACUGCUGGUGGUAUGGGAGGAGGUACUAACGCUGGUGCUGUUGGGUUUGGUGCGUCCGUACCUGUGCCUGCUUCAGCGUCUCUGCCGAAGCCUGCCGCCGCGCCUGUCCCUGCACCUGCUGCCAAGCCUGUCGCCAAGCCUGUGCCGAGGGUAGGGUCGGACAAGCAGCGGCUGUCAGCAGCGGCAGCAGCGCUCCAGGACGUGGCAGCACCGCUGCUGCUGGAGGCCCAGCAGGGACUCGCAACAGGCGCCAUGGCAGCUGGGGCUGCUGCUGCUGCUGCUGCUGCUGCUGGUGCUGCCGUUGCCGUUGCUGGUGCUGGUGAUGCUGCUGGUGGUGUUGGCGGGGGAGUCGGUGGUGGUAUUGGCGGUGGUUUCGGCAGUGAGAUGCUUCGAGAAGCUGCUUUUCCGCCACCUGCUCGCACCUCCAGUCUGCCCUUCGCCACCAGUGGCCCAAGUGACACAACGGCCGCCACUGCUCCCGCCUUCCCCGCAUCUGCUACCAGUCCCAGCACUGUUGCUGCGUGGACGCACUCCCCUGCUCUCCUCGUGCCUGCCUCUCUCCCUUCCACUGGUGACUCUGCCUCUCAUGCUCCUGUAGGGGCAUCCGGGGGAGGAGCAGAAGGAGGAGCGGCAGUGGCAGCAGCAGCAGCGGGAGUGGAAGGAAGCGGAUCAUCCUCGGCCUUCCCUGUGUCUCCUGUGCGCCGCUUCCCCUCCCUCCAACCAGGCCCCGACUCGCAAGCAGCCCUAUCAGCAAGAGGAGGAGCUGCACCUCUUGCUGCUGUUGGCCCCACUUCUCCAGCCUUCAUUCCGUCGUCCCAUCCCCUCACUCCUGCCCCAACCGCUUCCUCAUCAGAUGCGUCUGCCUUUGUUCCUCCCGCUGUCGUUGCAUCGCCAGACGCCUUCUUACUGCCUCUCAGCGCCCCUCUUACUGUCUCCAGCUUCCCCAGAGACGGCUCACGCGCUCAUCCUACUCACGUUGCCGCCUCAGCUGCUGCUGCUGCUGCUGCUGCUGCUGCUGCUGGGAGUACAGGCACGGGUACUGGGAUGGGAUCAGGGAUGGGUACAGGUGGCUCUCCUCUGUUGGUGGCUGGUGGUGCUGAUGCUUCCACACAGAAAAUGCUUGAGCAGUCAGCAGCAGCAGCAGCAGCAGCAGCUGCACCCUCACCAUCAGCAGCAGCAGCGGCAGGUGCGAGGCAGCAUUUCAACCGCUCUGCAUCGCACCGUUCCUUCUCGUUUGCAGGGGACCAGCCGUGGCAACCCCAGAUGAUGCAAGUUAAUAUCGUCUCGCAGUUCUACCAGUUCCCGCCUCGCUUCUUCGAGUCCCCUUCCUCCUCCCCGACUCGUCUCCGUCCCUCCUCGUCCGCCUCCUCGCUCCACUCCCCCGGCGCCUCCUCUGCUGCACAGAAGCAGGGCGCGGUGGUGGAGAUCGUGGAGAAUGGGCAGCUUGCUGUUGAUGCUGUCAAGGCGAGACGUGACGCCAUCGACCUCAUUCUCAUGGAUAUUCAGAUGCCAGUGCUGGAUGGGUUUGGUGCCACAAAGGCCAUCCGAGCUACGGAAGCAGCAGCCGCAGCGGAAGCGGAAGCAGCAGCAUCAGCAGCAGCAGCAUACAACCCUCCCCUGCCAUCUCCUGCUUACAGCGAGGCCUCAUCCUUCCCACCUUCCUCUGGACCUCUCUCCGGCCCUCUCUCCGGCCCUGAAUCUGGCCCUCUAUAUGGUGCCCUCUCUGGCCCCAUGUCUGCUUACCCCUCCUCUACCUUCUCCUUCUCUUCAGCCACCUCUGCUCCUGCUGCCAAUCCCUACGGUAGCGGCAGUGGCAAUGGCAGCAGCAGCAGCAGCAGCAGCAGCAGCAGCAGCAGCACAACUGCUGCAGCCGCCGCCGCUGCUGCCGCCGCUGCAGCAGCACUCGCAGACCCUCCAGGAAUAGGCAUCCCUCCCCGCAGCAGCGCCAUGCGUCCCAUCCCCCAUCGGCGGCAGCACAUGCUGAUCGUGGGGCUGACGGCGCAUAACAUGGCUGGGUACGGGGACCUGUGCACAGAGGCCGGCAUGGAUGCAUACGCCACUAAGCCGUUCAAAACGCCGGCUCUCGUGGCUCUUAUACUCGAGACUAUCAAGCAGCCGAAGGGGCAGUUGACCCCGAAAGGAGCCCCACCCCUUCCUGGGUACCCAGCAGCGGGUGGUGGGAAUGGGGGAGGUGGAGGAGGUGGGAGAAAGGUUGAGGGAAGCCGGAGUAGCAAUGCUGUGGUAGGAGGUGGUGGGGGUGGGGGUGGGGGUGGGGGUGGGGGUGGGGGUGGUGCGUCUACAAGGAGCACUCGGAGUGAGGGGAGCACCAGCUUCACAGUUACUCAUUCUUCUUCUGCCUCUGCUGCUGCUGGUGCUGGUGGCACUGCUGCCAGUGGCAGCUACACAGGAGCAACCCCUCCCAACGCCUCUGCUGGCCUCUUGAGUAGUGGGAGCAGCAGCUUCAGUGUGGGUGUGAAGGAGGUGAGGAGGAAGAGCAAGGAUGGAAAUGGUGAUGCGAAUGAGAGCAGUGGAAAGACCGGAGGAAAACGUCGGAGUUUCCUACUCUGA